UGCCAUUAAUCUGGUACCGCAUUCGAUCUUGUUGAAGCAAAGGCUUAAGGUUGGUGAUAAUGGCAGCGGCGGUGAGGUCACUGCGGGUGGAGAGCUUGGCGAGCAGCGGGCUGCUGACGAUUCCGGCGGAGUACGUGCGGCCGGAGUGGGAGCGGCUCAGCAUCGUGGACGUGCUGAAGGAGGCGGAGUUGGAGGCGGAGGGGAAGGCGAGGGAGGAGGCUGGGCCGCAGAUUCCGGUGGUGGAUUUCAAAGGGCUGGAGUCGGGGGAGGAGAGCGAGAGGAAGCGGGUGGAGGAGGAGGUGAGGAAGGCGGCGGCGGAGUGGGGGGUGAUGCAGGUGAUGAACCACGGGGUCGAGGGCGAGGUGAUCGAGAGGCUGAAGAAGGCGGGGGAGGCGUUCUUCGCGCUGCCCAUGGAGGAGAAGGAGCAGUACGCGAACGACCAGGCGGCGGGGAAGAUCGACGGCUACGGCAGCAAGCUUGCCAACAACGCCAGCGGGCAGCUGGAGUGGGAGGACUACUUCUUCCACCUCCUCUACCCGGAGGACAAGCGGAACAUGGCCGUUUGGCCCAAGAACCCCGAAAACUACGUAGAGGCGACGAAUGAGUACGGGAAGCAACUGAGGAAGGUGGUGACGAAGAUACUGUCGAUACUGUCACUGGGGCUGGGCGUGGAGGAGGGGAGGCUGGAGAAGGAUCUCGGCGGCAUGGACGACCUGCUGAUGCAGCUGAAGAUCAACUACUACCCCAAGUGCCCGCAGCCGGAGCUCGCCCUCGGCGUCGAGGCCCACACCGACAUCAGCGCCCUCACCCUCCUCCUCCACAACAUGGUGCCCGGCCUGCAGAUCAACCACGACGGCCGGUGGGUCACCGCCAAAUGCAUCCCCGGCGCCCUCAUCGUCCAUGUCGGCGACUCCCUGGAGAUCCUCAGCAACGGCCGCUACAGGAGCGGCCUGCACCGGGGCGUCGUCAACAAGGAGAAGGUCAGGAUCUCCUGGGCCGUCUUCUGCGAGCCGCCGAAGGAGCAGCUCCUCCGCCCGAUCCCCGAGCUCGUCACCGACGCCGAGCCCGCGCUGUUCUCUCCCCGAACCUUCGCGCAGCACAUCGAGCAGAAACUCUUCCGGAAAGAGGAGGAGGAAGAAGGUGUUGUUGCAGCUACUCAGUGAAGAGGAGCUGGUGGGCAGCCGCCGCCUCCCCGUGAAAUGGCCAAUUCGAUCGACUUUGUGUGCCUUGUUUUCUUUUCUAGCAGGCUUUUGAAGAGUCGUGUUUGCAGUAGCAGGACCUGAUCUUUCCCUCUGUUGGCGUUUUGGUGCUUUGAUCGUGUAUGUUGGUGGUGCUCAAUCUUAGUAGAAUUGAGUUGUCGAGUUUGUUAUAAGUUUGAUUCUGAUCUUACUUUUUUUUUUUUUUUUGUAGCGACAGCCUCCUCAAUAAGGAUUUCAUGUAUAUAGAGCUUAAAAAUAUUUGAAAUUUAAGUAAACUUACCAUA
This is a messenger RNA of Nymphaea colorata (pocket water lily), 1483 nucleotides long. RefSeq names its product leucoanthocyanidin dioxygenase-like. The record is from RefSeq and is a predicted model, not a curated record. Bases 60 to 1163 code for a protein of 367 amino acids. The transcript is spliced from 2 exons. Lineage: Eukaryota; Viridiplantae; Streptophyta; Magnoliopsida; Nymphaeales; Nymphaeaceae.